Messenger RNA from Dovyalis caffra, 597 nucleotides. The record is from the annotation of a GenBank genome assembly. Lineage: Eukaryota; Viridiplantae; Streptophyta; Magnoliopsida; Malpighiales; Salicaceae.
AUGGAAGGUGUAAACACGAAAUGGAUAGCCACGGUUGCAAGCAUAUGGAUUCAAAUCAGCGUUGGUGCAUCCUACACCUUUGGCAUCUACUCUUCCAUCCUCAAAUCUUCUCAAGGCUACGACCAAUCAACGCUUGACACCGUCUCCGUCUUCAAAGACAUCGGUGCCAACGCAGGCAUCCUCUCCGGUCUCCUUUACUCGGCUGUCACUCUGCGAAAUAACAGAAGAAGAUUAGGUGUGUUUGGUGGGCCAUGGGUGGUCCUCUUGGCCGGUGCAAUCCAGUGCUUCGUUGGGUAUUUCGUGAUGUGGGCAUCCGUUGUUGGGUUGAUUCGCCGCCUGCCGGUGCCGGUGAUGUGUUUUUUCAUGUGGAUGGCUGCUCACGCGCAGACGUUUUUCAAUACGACGAAUGUGGUGAGUGGAGUUCACAAUUUCGGCGACUAUGGUGGGACAAUCGUUGGCAUCAUGAAGAAAAAUGGUCUUCGUUCACGGGCUGACGGCGAUAAAUGUGUGGUCCGGGCUAAAGGACGGUCAAAGUUAGGGUACGUAAGGGCAGUCGACGUCCAAGAGCUGCCGGUUGAAAAAGCACUGCCUAACUGA